AUGGCAGACGAGCCUCGCGGCUCCGCGGUCCACAGCAGUGCCACGCAUUUCGACCAACUCUCCAACGUGUACGACGAGCUCGUCGGACUCCUGACGGGCGACGUGGGACGCUACGCAAUUGACCAUCUCAUCCCCACACCGACGUCGGAGAUCGUCAUCCACGACAACGCCUGUGGCACGGGCCUCAUGACGGCGCACCUCCAGCAGGUGGCUUCCCAGACGGGCACAUCUGCCAAGAAGAUCCACGCGACAGACCAUGUCCCCUCGGUGACGCAGGUGAUGCAGCAAAAGGCCUCGCGGCAUGGCUGGAUGAACGUCGAAAUCUCAGUCAUGGACAGCCAAGAACUCACGUUACCCGACGGCUUGUUCGACCUCUCCAUCACCAACUUUGGCAUCUUCUUCCUGCCCGAUCCGCAGAGGGGGGCCGAUCAGAUAUAUCGCACGCUGAAACCGGGCGGCACCGCCGUUGUCACCACGUGGAAGGAGCGGCGUAUCAUGGACACGAUCGUGGAGGCGCAGAAGAUCAUCAGGCCGGAUCUGGAGACUUUGUACGCCCCGUGGGCCGAGCUGUGGUCCAAGGAGGAGACGCUGCGCAACGUCCUGGUGAAUGCAGGGUUCCGGGCGGAGAGUAUCAAAAUCGUCGAGAGGAGAACGGAUGCGAUUGUGGAGCCCUUUCUCGGCGAUCCGGAUAUGGUGGCUAGAGCAUACCCUGCGGCAACGAAGGGGUGGACUGAAGAAGAGAGAGCCAGACUGGGGAAGGAGAUGCUGCGGAUUGCACAGGAACGCGAUCCGCAAGGCAGAGGGGCUGGCGGGCUGUAUUCGACGGCAUAUAUCGCGGUUGCGAAGAAAUAG
Messenger RNA from Cladophialophora carrionii CBS 160.54, 852 nucleotides. RefSeq lists its product as uncharacterized. Gene Ontology annotation, molecular function: methyltransferase activity. The transcript has a single exon. Bases 1 to 852 code for a protein of 283 amino acids. NCBI's taxonomy places the organism in Eukaryota, Fungi, Ascomycota, Eurotiomycetes, Chaetothyriales, Herpotrichiellaceae. The record is from RefSeq and is a predicted model, not a curated record.